Messenger RNA from Camelina sativa (false flax), 651 nucleotides. RefSeq lists its product as uncharacterized. Lineage: Eukaryota; Viridiplantae; Streptophyta; Magnoliopsida; Brassicales; Brassicaceae. Gene Ontology annotation, molecular function: proteasome binding; polyubiquitin modification-dependent protein binding; ubiquitin binding. Gene Ontology annotation, biological process: proteasome-mediated ubiquitin-dependent protein catabolic process. The record is from RefSeq and is a predicted model, not a curated record. Gene Ontology annotation, cellular component: cytosol; nucleoplasm.
AUGGAUGUGUUCUUCGAAACUCAGUGUGGUAAAAAGUUCUGCAUUGAAUUGGGUUACUGGGACACAGUGUCGGAGAUCAAAAAGAAGAUUGAGAAGUAUCAACGUAUCCCAGUUCUGAUACAAACCCUUGUCUUCCAAGGCAACGUUCUUCAAGACCAUCUUUAUAUCGGAAAAUGCAAGAUUCUCCACAACUCUCGAGUUAAACUCUUCGUCUCUCCUUACCCUUAUAACCCCAACGAUCCAGUUCUUCAAUCGGAGCAAUCUCCAAUACUGUCAAACCCAAUCGGUGAUCUCAUCUACGGUGAGGAUUUGCCUUUGACAACCGAAGCUGUCUUGAAUAUUCGACUUUUCUUCCCUGUGAAAACCGAUGAAAUAUACGUUCAAGAUUCGCCGGUGAGCAACAACGAUCAAUCUCCACCGUCAGACGCAGCGAAACAGAUCAUCAUCAACGGUCAUCAAGAUUCGACUGUGACGGUUCAUCAAGAACUUCAAACCGAGCAAUCUCCACCGUCAUACUCAGUUAAACUGAAGAUUAUCAUUCAAUAUUCGCCUGUGAAGGUGAGGCCAGUCUCUAGCAACAUUGCAUGUCCAUACAUAGGAAAAAAAAAACGUUACUGUAUUGAAGGUUUAGCUCUCAGUAGUCUCAUAUGA